Molecule: messenger RNA, 3960 nt
Organism: Arvicanthis niloticus (Nile rat)
Lineage: Eukaryota; Metazoa; Chordata; Mammalia; Rodentia; Muridae
Gene: Odf2
Product: outer dense fiber of sperm tails 2
Biological process (GO): regulation of cilium assembly
Cellular component (GO): centrosome
Source: RefSeq, a predicted model, not a curated record
GGGCGGGGCAUCUCUGUGACGCUGGGGGCUGGGCCUAAAUGGCGAAACCCGAGAGGCUCCGGGGGGGGUUUGAACUGGCCAAUGGGCGAGCUGCCGACCGGUUGUCGGAAAAGGAGGCGGAAGCGGGGAGGAGCCGCCGCGGGAGCCGGACUGCAUCCGCCGCGGCGUCUCCAUGGCACGACCCUGGCCUCCGACUUCAACGACUUCAUAAGGAGACGGUUCUGGGCGCAGCCGUGCCGCUCUUGGUUUCCAUCGUGUGGGAAGAACGGAGUAACGAGUCUCACACAGAAAAAAGUCUUGAGAACACCUUGUGGCGCACCCAGUGUAACUGUGACGAUCGAUCUUUUUUGUGUUGCCCUCCCCUGCCUGCCAGAAGUGAACCAUGAAGGACCGAUCUUCAACUCCCCCCUUACAUGUUCACGUGGAUGAGAACACUCCUGUCCACGUCCACAUAAAAAAACUCCCGAAACCAUCAGCAGCCAGCAGCCAGAAAUCUCAUAAGCGCGGAAUGAAAGGGGACACCGUGAAUGUACGGCGGAGUGUCCGGGUGAAAACCAAGGUACCUUGGAUGCCCCCUGGAAAAUCAUCUGCCCGGCAUGUGGGAUGCAAGUGGGAGAAUCCACCUCAUUGCCUGGAGAUCACACCACCAUCUUCAGAAAAGCUGGUCUCGGUGAUGCGAUUAAGUGACCUUUCUACAGAAGACGACGAUUCAGGUCACUGUAAAAUGAACCGUUACGAUAAGAAGAUUGACAGUCUAAUGAACGCGGUCGGUUGUCUCAAAUCUGAGGUCAAGAUGCAGAAAGGUGAACGCCAAAUGGCCAAAAGGUUCCUGGAGGAGAGGAAGGAAGAACUGGAGGAGGUAGCACACGAGCUUGCAGAGACGGAGCAUGAGAACACGGUGCUCAGACACAACAUCGAGCGCAUCAAGGAGGAGAAGGACUUCACCAUGCUUCAAAAGAAACACCUCCAGCAGGAGAAGGAAUGCCUCAUGUCCAAACUGGUGGAGGCUGAAAUGGAUGGAGCAGCUGCAGCCAAGCAAGUCAUGGCCUUGAAGGAUACCAUCGGAAAGCUGAAAACCGAGAAACAGAUGACUUGCACCGACAUCAACACCUUAACGAGGCAGAAGGAACUUCUCCUGCAGAAGCUGAGUACCUUUGAGGAGACCAACCGUACCCUCCGAGAUCUGUUGAGGGAACAGCACUGCAAAGAGGAUUCCGAGAGACUAAUGGAGCAACAAGGUGCAUUACUGAAGCGUCUGGCAGAGGCAGACUCAGAGAAAGCGCGCCUGCUGUUACUACUGCAAGACAAGGACAAGGAGGUGGAAGAGCUCCUCCAGGAGAUACAAUGUGAGAAGGCUCAAGCAAAGACGGCGUCUGAGCUUUCCAAGUCCAUGGAGUCCAUGCGGGGGCAUUUGCAGGCACAGCUUCGCUGCAAAGAGGCUGAGAACAGUCGCCUGUGCAUGCAGAUCAAGAAUUUAGAGCGCAGUGGGAACCAGCACAAGGCAGAAGUAGAGGCCAUCAUGGAGCAGCUAAAGGAACUGAAGCAGAAGGGAGACCGAGACAAAGAGACCCUGAAGAAGGCCAUCCGAGCCCAGAAGGAGCGAGCCGAAAAGAGUGAGGAGUAUGCUGAGCAGCUACAUGUGCAACUAGCCGACAAGGACCUUUAUGUCGCUGAAGCUUUAUCUACUCUGGAGUCAUGGAGGAGCCGGUACAACCAGGUUGUGAAGGAUAAAGGAGACCUGGAGUUGGAGAUUAUCGUCCUGAAUGACCGGGUGACAGAUCUUGUAAACCAACAACAGAGCUUGGAGGAGAAGAUGCGGGAAGACCGGGACAGCUUGGUAGAGAGACUGCACCGGCAGACUGCUGAGUACUCUGCAUUCAAGCUGGAGAACGAGAGGCUCAAGGCUAGCUUUGCCCCUAUGGAGGACAAGCUCAACCAGGCUCACUUGGAGGUCCAGCAGCUGAAGGCGUCAGUGAAGAACUAUGAGGGGAUGAUUGACAACUACAAGAGCCAGGUGAUGAAAACACGACUGGAGGCUGAUGAAGUGGCUGCGCAGCUGGAGCGCUGCGACAAGGAGAACAAGAUGCUUAAAGAUGAGAUGAACAAAGAGAUCGAGGCGGCCCGUCGGCAGUUCCAGUCACAGCUGGCUGACCUACAACAGCUGCCUGACAUCCUCAAGAUCACGGAGGCCAAGCUGGCUGAGUGCCAAGACCAGCUGCAGGGCUACGAGAGGAAGAACAUCGACCUCACAGCCAUCAUUUCAGACCUGCGCAGCCGGAUCGAACAUCAGGGGGACAAGCUGGAGAUGGCGAGAGAGAAACAUCAGGCUUCCCAGAAGGAAAAUAAACAACUGAGUCAGAAGGUGGAUGAACUGGAGAGGAAACUGGAGGCCACCAGCGCCCAGAAUGUGGAGUUCCUACAGGUGAUUGCCAAGAGGGAGGAGGCAAUCCACCAGGCUCAGCUGCGGCUGGAAGAGAAAACGAGAGAGUGUGGGUCCUUGGCGAGGCAGUUGGAGAGUGCCAUUGAAGAUGCCAGGCGACAGGUGGAGCAAACCAAGGAACAGGCGCUCUCCAAGGAACGAGCAGCCCAGAGCAAAAUCCUUGACCUUGAGACUCAGCUGAGCAGGACUAAGACAGAACUUGGCCAGCUGAGGCGGACUCGUGAUGAUGCGGAUCGUAGAUACCAGAGCCGACUGCAGGAUCUGAAAGACCGCCUGGAGCAGUCUGAGAGCACUAACCGCAGCAUGCAGAAUUAUGUCCAGUUCCUCAAAUCCUCUUAUGCAAAUGUAUUUGGGGAUGGUCCCUACACCUCUUCCUACCUGACAAGCUCACCCAUCCGCUCCCGGUCUCCCCCUGCCUGAGGCUACCUGUCCAGGGUGUAAGCUCCUUGCCUGAUGCCAGACAACUAUGGGAGUUACCAAACCAUAGCUGGCAAGCCCACUGGUUUUCAAAUGUGCUCAGGGUCUGUUCCUCAACUAAUGCCAGGAAAGGCCCUAGAACAGCCAGGGAUGAAUCGGGAAGAAUCUGGUUCUCUUUCCUGAUUUGAGAACCUGGUGGAAUUCUAUAAUGAUAUCCACAGCCUUAUAUUUGCCAUGUUAGGUACCAGAUUUUUAAAUCCAUGUGACUAUACAGAGUCUGCUUCCUCUCCUCAGGGAAUGCUUGGAUGGACUGUUUGUGCAGACUCCUUCCAGCCCUCCUCUUUCGAGGCAUCUCUGUCUUGGGUUUCUUUGAAUUGCAAUUGCAGGAGUCCUUCUCUGACUGAAUGCCUACAUUGCUUUUUCUUUCCUUUUUAUUUAUUUUUUAUUUUAUUUUUAAAUAAAAAUAGAAUUUUAUUUGUAUUGAGAAAUAGUGAAAACAGGUAAAUUGAUAACAGAGUGAGUCUGCUUUUAUCAGUAUAAAAAUAUAAUGGAGGCUCAUGAAGGUAAAAUGUUCAUAGCUCCCCUGCUCCCAUGGAAUCUGUAGCUACAAAUGUCAUGGAAAGAAAUACAUUCUUUGAGUCCCUUGUUACAUAGCAACUGGCAUAAGUUAUAGCAGGUGUAUUCACAGUGAAUUGUUCAAACACAGGUCUAACAGUGGCAGGUGUGCUUGUAACCAUGUGUUCUGCUUUCACAGUUCUGGUAACAGCCUCUUAUUGCAAGAAAAAUACACAACAGUGUCAUCCUUGUGUGGGGCCAUGGUGAUCUGUACUGAUUGAGCUCUAGUGGAUGUGCUGCUGGAGGGAUGUCUGCUUUUCUCUUGGUGGGUAGGGAAGAAUGAGGUGUUUUCCAUGGUGUCAGUGAAAACCUCCCAUAUCUGAGUUUCCUGCAGGCCACUGGUCCUCAAGCGCUUCACAGACAAGGCCAUCUGGCCUGACAAUCAGAAUUUCUAUCUCAUUGCUUUUCAUUUCUCUUUUUAUCUCUGGAUUCAUUUAUUUUUGAAAAUUGUGUGUGGUUUUACAGGAAAUAAAGUUUUUAUAACAGUU